Messenger RNA from Oryctolagus cuniculus (rabbit), 3290 nucleotides. The record is from RefSeq and is a predicted model, not a curated record. Lineage: Eukaryota; Metazoa; Chordata; Mammalia; Lagomorpha; Leporidae.
AGGCUUCUCUCGGGCUUCUCUUUAUGGUAGCGCUGAGCCUCUCUAGCCUGCACCCACCAUCCUCUCAAUGGUAGCACGGAAACAAGCAGCAAAGGCGGGCCGGGUGUGAACUCUGGGGACACGGGUGCUUCCCUAACCCGGCGGAGGAGAGCUCAAGCUAAGGGUGACCAGCAUAUAACCUGCUGAAGAAAGAAAAUUGGAAAAUUUACUAAAAUCAAGAAUGAUGGAUCCAUGUUCCGUUGGAGUCCAGCUCCGUACCACAAAUGAGUGUCAUAAAACCUAUUAUACUCGUCACACAGGUUUCAAGACUUUGCAAGAACUGUCAUCAAAUGAUAUGCUUUUACUUCAACUUAGAACUGGAAUGACACUUUCUGGGAACAAUACAAUUUGUUUCCAUCAUGUAAAAAUUUACAUUGAUAGAUUUGAGGAUUUGCAGAAGUCAUGUUGUGACCCAUUUAACAUACAUAAAAAACUAGCCAAAAAAAAUCUGCACGUGAUUGACUUAGAUGAUGCCACUUUUCUGAGUGCAAAAUUUGGAAGACAGCUUGUACCUGGUUGGAAACUUUGUCCAAAAUGUACUCAGAUAAUCAAUGGAAGCGUGGAUGUUGAUUCUGAAGACCGCCAGAGAAGAAAACCUGAAUCAGAUGGAAGAACUGCUAAAGCUUUGAGGUCAUUACAGUUUACAAAUCCAGGAAAGCAAACUGAAUUUGCUCCAGAAACUGGUAAAAGAGAAAAAAGAAGGCUUACAAAAAAUGCAACUGCUGGUUCAGAUAGGCAGGUGAUCCCAGCGAAGAGUAAGGUUUAUGAUAGCCAGGGUCUCCUGAUUUUCAGUGGGAUGGAUCUCUGCGACUGCCUUGAUGAAGACUGCUUGGGAUGUUUCUAUGCUUGUCCUGCCUGUGGAUCUACCAAAUGUGGAGCUGAAUGCCGCUGUGACCGCAAGUGGCUAUAUGAGCAAAUUGAAAUCGAAGGGGGAGAGAUAAUUCAUAACAAACAUGCUGGGUAAUUUGUAGUGUCAAACUAAGAGGUCUUUAAAGGUUCUCAUUCUGUUUCUAAAGUUCUGUCUUUCUAAGAUAAAUUUGAAGCUUGAUUGCCAAAUGACAAAGAUUUAACUACCUGAAAAUGUAUUCAGUAUGCACUGAUGUUGCGUUUUGAGUGUUUCUUCAACAUUCAUUAUUUGAUAUAAAUUUAGAUGAGCAGUUUCUCAGCAGUCUGUUUUAAGCCUGCCUAGGUCAAUGUAAAGUAACAUAGGCAGUCCUCAAUUUGCAUAGUUCCCAUAGGGCACAAAUUUCAGUGACAUGAUUUAGUUAAAAAACACCAAGUCUUCUAACAGCAUGAUUCAAUUUCAUAUAUCACAGGAUAUUAGCUAUGAGUAAUUGUAUGAAGCAGCGCUUCCCUGCCAGUUCCUCAGGCCACAGAGUAUUAUGUAAAUAGCAGGUAUACUUAAUGAUCAGGAACCAGUCAUGUUUCUUCUUUCAGAUUCUGUGAGUGAUUGGCUCCUGUGUGUCUGUUAUUCAGUUUACUCACAGCAAAGCAUGUAGUUACAUUGUCACUGAAGUGAAAUUUUAUACAAGUAGAUAAUCAGAAGAAUUGUCCAAUAAAGAUGGAAAUGCAUCCAAUAAAUGAAAAAAAAAUGGUAACACUGGAAGUGAAAUUUGAAUUUAACAUAAAUGGAAUAGUACAUAAUAUCACAGUUUUGGGAGUGUUAUUACUGCCGUUUUAGGUUCUAGUUAUGUACCAGAGGAACUCAGUGAGGGCAGGCUUACAAACAUAAAUGAGGAACCUGGUUGUGAUGAAAAGGGUGACUAUGUCUCAGGAAAGCUUCACGAAAGAAUAUAUAAUGUGACUGCAGAAGUAUGCAGUAUUGAAAGUACAAUGAAAUGGUGGAACCUGAUUCAAACAUAAAAGGAGUAUGAUGACUUGCUAUAGUAUACAAAUGAUACUCAGUAUCAUACAGAGUUAUUUGACAGGAAAAAAGGGCAAAUACCAUUGAACUACUUGAUUAAUUUUUUACAAUAAAAUAAAAUACGCUGUCAACAUUUAAGCCUUUUUUCAUUUUCUUGUAUAUUUAUAACUGACAGAGUUUUUAAUGUUUUGACAGAUUUUUAACGGCUUGGAGCAGUUUUAAUUUUCCCCACUGAUUGAUUAUUCAGAUUACUUUGCAUGGCCAUUUUUAUGGUCCCUCAGUACCAUUGCAAAAUGAGGACUGCGUGCAGCUGGGGACAAUGCCUACUUCAGGGGAAAUGAUUUUGAUUCAACUGACUAAUUGAGUAUAACUAUUUGGAAAUAAUCUACAUAUCUAAGUCAUAAGAUAUAUUGCUUUUUUUUAUUCUUCAAAGAAAAAUAAAUCUUCAAUAUUAUAAAUCUUUGUACAAUGCAUUCUCUGUGAAAGUAUGUUCUUAGGGACAAAAAAAGCAUCAUAUUCUGUUUAUGUAUAAAGCACAAGUUUACAUACGAUGCAUAAACAGAUAAUACAUUAAUCUGUAGUGUUAAAAUUGUAUGAAGUGGUUGCCUAGGUUUAAAAGGUCUAAAAAUGCUCCUUAAGGGAAUGAUAAUGAAAAGAAGGUAGAGCAACACUGGCUGGGCUGGGAUGAACCAGGAGCCAGGUCCUCAGUCCAGGUCUUCCAUGUGGGUGGCAGAGACCCAGUCACUUGAGCCAUCACCUGCUGCCUCCUGGAAUGCACACUAACAGGAAACUGGAACUCAAACCAAGGCACCCUAACAUGAGAUACAGGCGGUCCAGCUGGCAGCUUAACUGCUAGGCCAAACACCUGCCCAUGGAAUCAUCUUUGUUGGGAGAAAUGGCUUUAAUUCAAAUUGCUGUAUUCCAGCAUUCCUUGGUAGGACAUUACCUCUGUUAUUUUAAGACAGUAAUAAGUUUUUCAAGGGAAAAUUUCCUGAACAAUUUUGAUAGUGUUUGUUCAUCAUGCCCAUUUAGGGAACCAGACUUACGAUAAUACAAAACUUACAGAGAAAGGUACAUCUGAUUUAGAAAAGGCUACAAUACCAGUAAAAACCAUGUUUUGGAAAAAUUACAUCACAAUUCCACUUACUGUUUCUUAAUAUAAAAUGAUGGUAAUUAUACAGUGAAACAUCUAGAUCCUUAUUAUAUUUUGCAUAUUAUUAAGGUGGCUAAAUUACUUCAAAAUUCUAUUCAUCUGAAAAGUAAAAAAAACCUUAUAUAAACAGUUGACUUCUAUGUGCAGAUCCUAGUAGAAAAGUUGCUGACCUUACAAGUGUUACACAAAGUAAAAAUGUAUAUGUGUAUUUGAAUAAAGUGUCAUCCCAUGUGA